AUGACACGGCGCCCCGCUGUUGCGCACUGCGGAGCACCGCGCGGCCGCCCCCGGACCCCCCUCCCGGGCUUCCCCCGGCCUCCCUCGGGUCCCCCCCGGGCUUCCCCCGGACCUCCCCCGGAGCACCUCGCGGCCUCCCCCGGGCCCCCCCCGCGGAGCACCUCGCGGCCUCCCCCGGACCCCCCCGGGCUUUCCCCGGACCCCCGGCCUCCCUCGGGCCCCUCCCCCCCGCGGAGCACCUCGCGGCCUCCCCCGGGCUUCCCCCGGCCUCCCCCGGGCCCCCCCCGCGGAGCAUCUCGCGGCCUCCCCCGGACCUCCCCCCGGACCCCCGGCCUCCCUCGGGCCCCCCCCACGGCCUCCCACGGACCCUCCCCCCGAGCACCGCGCGGCCGCCCCCGGCCCCCCCCCGGCCUGCCCCGGCCCCCUCCCACCGGUCUUCCCCCGGACCCCUCCCCGCGGAGCACCGCGCGGCCGCCCCCGGCCUCCCCGCCACCCGCAGCCCCUGACGCACGCGCGCCCCGACCCCCGCCGCCCCGCCCCGCACUCGGGCCCACGCAGCGGACGGCCGCGAGCCCCAGGGCCCAGCCGCAGAGCCCGGGCGGAGCGGGAGCGGCCGACGGCCCCGAGGGACGCGGGGGCGCUCGGCGGGAGGGAGGCGCGGGCCCCGGGGCAGCCCGGCCGCGGGACUCCCGGUGCUCCGCCCCCACCCCCGGCCCCGGCCCGCGCACACCCCGGACGCGGCCCCGCGGACGCGCGACGGCCCCUGACCCCGGGGUGUCGGUCGGGCUGGCUGGGCGCGGGGCCGCCCGCCUCUGCUCCCCGCCGGCCGCGCGCCCGCAGCGGGAUCCAGCCCGGGAGCUGAGACCGCAACUGCGGCGCGGACGCCGGUCGCACGCCCGGCGGGGCUGGAGCGGCUCGAAGGGACUCCGGCCCCGGCUCCCCUGCGACCGCGGCCGCGGAGCACCCGGGAGGGCGCCCGGGCCCCGGGUUCUGCUUCACCCCGACCUCCCGGUCCCGCCCCAGCAAGCGCCCCCGGGCCCCGCCAGGCGCCUGCAGCCGCCUCCUCGGGGCACGCGGGCGAACGUGCGCUCCACGAGGCUGCGGAAGUUCCCGCCGGGCGCCCGGCUCCCCGCCCCGCACGGCCGCCGCGGGCCCCACUCACCGCUCCCGCCGCCGGGAUCCCGGCCCCGCUCGCUCCCCGGGCCGCCUCCGUCCGCCCCUCUCGCCGGCAGCGCGCGGACUGGCGACUCCGCCGAGCGUGUCAGCGGCGAAGGGAGGGGCGGGAAAGUGCUCGGGCGGGCGCGCCGCGGCCCUCCCCGCCCGCUCCCGCCCCCGCCCCACCCCCGCCGUGCUGCAGUGCCGGCCGCCGCGGGGCGGGACUGUAACUCUGCGUGCGCCCGGGGACGGCGCCCUAGUGUGGUCCCGCGACACCACCGGGAGUCCUGCGCGCUGACCUCGCGGGCGCCCGGCACCCAGGUUUGCCCCCUCCGGGCCCGGGCCGACCCGUUGACGCCAGCGGGCUCCGCGGCGCACCUGGCCGCCGAGCUGACCAGCGCCCCCCCGCGUCCACACUGGCAGACGAGUCGAGUGGACACGUGGGGAGCAAACUUUGCUGGGCGUCUGAGGGCUCCCUAG
Messenger RNA from Nyctereutes procyonoides (raccoon dog), 1635 nucleotides. Its product is annotated as proline-rich protein 2-like. Lineage: Eukaryota; Metazoa; Chordata; Mammalia; Carnivora; Canidae. The transcript has 3 exons. Bases 1 to 1635 code for a protein of 544 amino acids. The record is from RefSeq and is a predicted model, not a curated record.